AUGUCUUACUAUGAUCGUUUCUUCGCUAAAAGCCUGGCAAAAUAUACAAACCCACAAAUUGUUAGAAGAGAUGUCACUUCCGCUUUGGAGGCUUACAAAGAAUUACGCCCUAAAUUUGAGGAUUUCAUCCAGAAUGAUGGGACUUCCAAGAAGCUUGUGAGCUUAGAUGGUACUAUUCCAGUCCGUUACAUGGGAUCUACAUAUAACAUUCCGAUUGCCAUAUUUCUGUUUGAAGUUUAUCCACAUAAGUCACCUAUGGUGUAUGUGAGGCCUACGAAUACAAUGCAGAUAAAACCAAGUGAUUUCGUUGAUAGUGCUGGCCUUGUACAAUUGCCUUAUAUGACAGACUGGAAGCAUCCGGAUACAGAUCUUAUUGGGUUAAUAUCAGUGCUUCAAAUUGUAUUCGGGGAGAAGUCCCCAGUAUUUUCCAAGUCUACUCCUCUGUCCAAACGGCAAAUACCUUAUCCAGGUAACUUGCCACAACCACCGAUCCCUGUUACAACUAACGGCCAAGGUUCAAAUUUGUAUUUACCUCAACUUGGCACUGGAUGGCAAAUACCCAGUUCUGUACCUCCUGUCCCUUCUAUGCCCAUGCCUCAACUGCCCAAUUUUGCCAGUCCUUUUACGCAGACCUCAAAUCCAAGCGUAUACCCUAUGCCUGGUCAAAGCAUGUCUAUGCCAGUAGGUCCAGAUCUUUCCAUUACAACCAAUACACCAUAUAACUCUGGUACCCUAAAUGAAGAACAACUAAGAAUGUCUGUACUAACUGCUGUAGUCGAUCAAGUUCGUCGAGUGCAGAAAGAACUUAUCUAUCAACACCAAGAUGAUUUACAAGCUAUACGUCAAACACAAACUGGUCUGUUUGCUGGUGGUCAGAAGAUUCAAGAAAUGAUCAACAAGAUGCAACAGGAAAAAGAGCGCGUUUUUUUAGAAAUAGAAUCAUUGAAGCAAAAAACUAAAGAUUUGGAAGAGACUUCAAAUAAACUAAGGAAAUCUGAUUCUAAUUUUGUGGUGGAUGAGGCUGUGGAUACAACUGCACCACUUUAUCGACAACUAGUUGUUUCAUUUGCUGAAGAACAAGCAAUCGAAGAUGCAAUUUAUUACCUUGGAGAAGCGAUGGGUAAAAAUGUGUUAGAUGUUGAAAUUUACUUGAAGAAAGUACGAGAAUUGUCACGUAGACAGUUUAUGCUGCGAGCCACUGUUCAAAAAUGUCGUGAGAAAGCAGGCCUACCGCUUUUCUAA
Molecule: messenger RNA, 1242 nt
Organism: Heterobilharzia americana
Lineage: Eukaryota; Metazoa; Platyhelminthes; Trematoda; Strigeidida; Schistosomatidae
Source: the annotation of a GenBank genome assembly